Nymphaea colorata (pocket water lily) is the source of this 2555-nucleotide messenger RNA. RefSeq names its product ABC transporter B family member 25. Gene Ontology annotation, cellular component: membrane. Gene Ontology annotation, biological process: transmembrane transport. Lineage: Eukaryota; Viridiplantae; Streptophyta; Magnoliopsida; Nymphaeales; Nymphaeaceae. The record is from RefSeq and is a predicted model, not a curated record. The transcript is spliced from 19 exons. The coding region runs from base 300 to 2231 and encodes 643 amino acids. Gene Ontology annotation, molecular function: ATP hydrolysis activity; ATP binding; ABC-type oligopeptide transporter activity.
AUCUCCCCAAGAAAGCAAGAACACCAAACCACGUGCAAUCCACUGCGGGUUUUUUUAUCACACACACUGAGCGAAGCUAAGACUUCUGUUGGGUUGAAACUGCGGGUUGGACCAAACUUUCGGCUGCCAUGUGGGGGCCGGAUUUGGUAGUUGAAUAACAAAGGAUUCCCACCUGGUAUCCCAUCGUCUGGACGAAGAUACGACAAGAAGAUAAAACUUGAACCAACUGAGCCUGGGGAGCCCGUUGUUCUGACCCAGUUGUAAGUAGGGGAGGCCUCUUCUUGCAGAGAACGAAAGUAAUGGCGAGAGGUUCCGGCAACAAUGAUGCCAGUGAGACAUCUUCUCAGAGAGUUCCAUUACUGAACCAGGAGGCAGGACCUAAGGGAAAUGAUGCACAACCAGAACAUGGUCAAACAGAUCUUGAACAUGGGGACAACAUUCAGCCUGCGAAUGUUGGUUUCUGCCGAGUGCUUCUACUGGCAAAGCCUGAUGCAGGGAAACUGGUCCUUGCCACCAUUGCACUUCUUAUUGCCUCAACAACGAACAUUCUUAUCCCAAAAUUUGGUGGAAAUAUAAUUGAUAUUGUGUCUAAAGAUGUCAGAACACCUGAGCAACAAGCAACAGCUUUAGCUGCUGUGCAGAAUACAAUAUUCAGUAUCAUGCUGAUAGUUGUUAUAGGUUCUGUCUGCACAGCAUUAAGGGCAUGGCUGUUUUCAUCUGCUAGUGAAAGGGUUGUGGCUCGCCUAAGAAAGAAUCUAUUCAGCCACCUUGUACAUCAAGAAAUAGCAUUCUAUGAUGUUACACGAACAGGAGAGCUCCUCAGUAGGCUAUCUGAAGACACCCAGAUCAUUAAAAAUGCAGCUACAACCAAUCUAUCAGAGGCACUGAGAAAUCUUGCUACUGCAUUUGUUGGCCUAGCAUUUAUGUUUGCAACAUCUUGGAGGUUAACGUUGCUGGCGCUUGCUGUUGUACCAGCUAUCUCAGUGGCUGUAAAGAAGUUUGGGCGCUACCUUCGAGAACUUUCCCACAAGACUCAAGCUGCAGCUGCUUUAGCUGCCUCAAUUGCAGAGGAAUCUUUUGGUGCCAUACGUACAGUGAGGUCCUUUGCACAAGAGGAGUACGAAAUUUCAAGAUACUCAGAAAAAGUAGAUGAAACGCUAAUGCUUGGGCUAAAGCAAGCAAGAGUUAUCGGAUUUUUCGCUGGAGGACUCAGUGCCGCGUCAACGUUAUCUGUAACUGUUGUUGUCAUAUAUGGAGCUAAUCUCACCAUUACAGGGUCCAUGACAGCUGGUGAUUUGACAUCAUUUAUUCUUUACAGCCUUACAGUUGGUUCCUCUGUGUCUUCUCUAUCUGGGUUGUACACAACUGCAAUGAAAGCUGCUGGCGCAAGUAGGAGAGUCUUCCAACUAAUUGAUCGUGUCUCAUCGAUGCCCAAAUCAGGAAACAAAUGUCCAUUGGGAGGUCAAGAUGGAGAUGUAGAAAUAGAUGAUGUAUGGUUUGCCUAUCCUUCUCGCCCCAACCAUAUGGUACUGAGGGGAAUAACACUUAAACUGAGUCCUGGUUCAAAGGUUGCUCUUGUAGGCCCAAGCGGUGGUGGAAAAACUACAAUUGCAAAUUUGAUCGAGAGGUUUUAUGACCCACUUAAGGGGAAAAUUUUGUUGAACGGAAUUGCAUUGGCAGAAAUAUCGCAUGAGCAUCUUCACAAGCAGGUCAGCAUAGUGAGCCAGGAGCCAGUACUGUUUAAUUGUUCUAUUGAAGAAAACAUAUCCUAUGGUCUUAAUGGAAAAGCAAGCAGUAGUGAAAUUGAACAUGUAGCUAACUUGGCUAAUGCACAUGAGUUUAUAUCAAAAUUUCCUGAAAAAUAUAAAACCUAUGUUGGAGAGCGCGGUGUCAGGUUGUCAGGAGGUCAGAAGCAGAGAAUCGCAAUAGCAAGGGCAUUAUUAAUGAACCCCAAGAUACUCUUACUUGAUGAGGCAACAAGUGCUCUUGAUGCUGAGAGCGAGUUUUUGGUACAGGAUGCUAUGGAUUCUUUAGUGAAGGGAAGAACUGUACUUGUGAUAGCACACAGGCUUUCAACUGUAAAAAGCGCAGAUACAGUUGCUGUGAUAUCCAAUGGUGAGGUGGUUGAAAGUGGCACGCAUGAUGAACUUCUUAUCAAAAAUGGCAUCUACACUGCACUAGUGAGGAGGCAAUUGCAGUCACCGAACACAGACUUCUCAUCAAGCAUUUGAAUGUCUAAAAGAUCUGAACAGCCACAAUUCUUCAGAAUUGCAGGAUUUAUAUAAUACUGAGGCUCAUAUACACUAUUGGACCUAAGAUUCUGCAUCAGCUGCAAUCACUCUUUGCAAGUGGAUCUGCUCUUGUCCAUUAUUUGCUGUAAUCAGAAAUAAGUGGUCCGAGUUCACAAGACCACACAUGUAAACAGAAAUCCAUAAGUACAGCUUUUAUGAGUUUCAUACAAAGGAAGGAAACCGAGCUUUUCGUUGUAAUGCAAGAUACAGAUCUGCCUCAGUAUAUGGUAAUCUGGAGGAGAAGCAGUCAAAUAUGAUUACUUG